GCCGCGGGCAGGUAACAGGUGAGCUGCAGGACUCACAGACUGGUGGUUUGGGGACCAAUCAUCUCGCUCGGGAUGAUGACUGACUCAAGUGACAGCCAAUGAGCGUCCAGCUGAGCCCUCAGCGGCUCUAUAAGAAGCCCUUCCUCCGCUGGUCUGUCUGUCCGGUUCUCUCACCGCCGACAGGAGCCAUGAGAACCGGCAGCCCGGUGCUGUCUGCGGGCAGGAGCAGGAGGAGCCGCCGGAGCCUCCGCUGCCCUCUGCGGGGCUUCUCCCGGAGCUUCUUCCCGUACAAGAAUCCGGCGGCGGCGGAAGACUCCCCGCAGGUCCCGGUGCUCCUGCUGCAGGACAUGAGCCUGUGCUACCGGCUGCUGAGGCAGCUGGUGCCGGGUCUGCCGCCCGGACGGGCCGCCAGCAGGAUGGAGAUCCUGCAGCGCGUCAUCGACUACAUCCUGGACCUGCAGACCGAGCUGGACGCGUCCUGUCCGGCCGGUGAGCCUCCAGAGAGCGCCGGUCCCAACAAACACACCUGCCAGUCCAUCGAGUCCACAGAAACAGACUCUGAGGUCGAGGAGGGCCGGACACUGCAGCACUGAGGGUAAGGUGUUUGAAACAGGACGACUGAACAUGGACAGACUUCGUCCUCGGGAGCCUUUUUCUUGACUUUAGCACCUCGGAGGACUCAGCAGAGCGUCCUGCAGUCAGCAGGUCGUUCUGGGCUCUUCCUCUUCACUUCUGGUGACUUUGACAAGACAAAGUGGUGGAAGCUUCUUCAUUGUGGGACAAGAAAUCUGAAUGUGUGACACAAUAAAACAGGACCUUGUUGUUAUUGAUGACUUUUAUUCUUAUUUUGAAAAUCCUGCAGGGUGUUUCAUGCCUUCCACACUUAUUUUGGAUUCAGGACCCAGGAUGAUGCAGCCAGAUGUUACAGGACUCUUAUUCUGAAAACAAAGCACUUCCUUUAUAUUCCAGAACCUUUAUUGUGAAAGGAGGAAGUCUGUGUUUCCUGUUCUGAAUUCACUUUAAAAGUUUCUGUUCAACAGUUUCAAAAUCUGAUGUUUUGUUUUUGCUCAUCCUCCAAAAACACUCAAAUAUUAUGAGAACUGUAAACUUAAUCAAG
Molecule: messenger RNA, 1117 nt
Organism: Chelmon rostratus (copperband butterflyfish)
Lineage: Eukaryota; Metazoa; Chordata; Actinopteri; Chaetodontiformes; Chaetodontidae
Gene: id2b
Product: inhibitor of DNA binding 2b
Exons: 4
Coding region: 99-593 (164 amino acids)
Biological process (GO): negative regulation of transcription by RNA polymerase II; circadian regulation of gene expression; cell differentiation
Cellular component (GO): nucleus; cytoplasm
Molecular function (GO): protein dimerization activity; transcription regulator activity
Source: RefSeq, a predicted model, not a curated record